Schizophyllum commune H4-8 is the source of this 1799-nucleotide messenger RNA. RefSeq lists its product as uncharacterized. NCBI's taxonomy places the organism in Eukaryota, Fungi, Basidiomycota, Agaricomycetes, Agaricales, Schizophyllaceae. The record is from RefSeq and is a predicted model, not a curated record. Bases 88 to 1497 code for a protein of 469 amino acids. The transcript is spliced from 8 exons.
CGCUUCGCCACCUCCUGUACACGGUCCACCAGCCGCGGACAGGCGCCGGUUCUAUACCCCGAGGAGCAGUGACUUUGAUUAAGACCGAUGUCAGAAACAUGUCAACCCAAACAUGAUUGGUUUACGGCGACGUUGACGUUCGGCUUGUGUUGCGGCCUGAUCAUCUCAUACCUCCCUCAACAUGCCAGGAUCAUUCGCGCCGGCUCUUCGGAAGGCUUCAGCCCAUGGUUCCUUCUCCUAGGGAGUACCUCAAGUGCGGCGGGGAUGCUCAACAUGUUCACCAUGCAGUUCGGCAUCGUCAAGUGCUGCCGAUACUUCAGCCUCGGAGGAUGCCUCGAGAUGACAGCAGGGAUUGUGCAAGUCGGGUUGCAAUGGGCAAUGUUCACCUUCAUCUUCGUCCUCUACAUGCUCUACUACCCUCCGCACCUCAAAUAUAUCACCCCAGCCUCCGACCCCGAGACCUCGUCUAAUACCAAACCCCUCAAGCGCCCACAACGAACUGAAGAGUGGCAGAACUCUGUCAUCCUCGCUUGGGUCACCUUCGGACACUUCGCCAUAAUCGUCAUCACCACCAUCUACCUCCUCCUCACCACCUCACCCUCACCUGUGCCGAACCAGCCCCUCCCACCCCGGCUCUCCUCUUGGGCCACGCUGCUCGGCGUCAGCUCCGCCAUGCUCGCAGCCAUCCAGUACAUGCCGCAAAUCAUCCACACGUACCGCAUGAAGCUCGUCGGCGCGCUCAGCAUCGCGAUGAUGAUGAUCCAGAGCCCGGGCGCGGUGCUCAUGGUGCUGAGCAUCGCGCUCAGGCCGGAUACGAACUGGACGAGCUGGAUCACCUUCGCCGUCGCCGGCAUCAUGCAGGGCACCCUCCUCGUGAUGUGCAUCACCUGGAAGUUCCGCCAGCUCAAGCUGGGCAUCGACGACUUCGGCGCGCCACUACCACCCUCCGCCUACACCGCCCGGCGGCGGCGGCGCCGUCGGAACUCGUCCUCGUCGCGCCCGAGCUCCUUCACGCGCGCGGAGAGCGACCUUAGCGUGCCGGGGCUGCAGGUGGACGAGGAGGAGGAGCCGCAGGCCGUGCGUGCGGCGCUCGCGGCGGCGAUCGAGAGCGCGGUCGGGGAGGAUAUCGUGGGCAGCGCGAUGCGCGCAGCAUCGUGGCCUGGCGCGGGAGAGUCACCGGCCGGCGGUCUGGGGACGUCGGCGGGCGAGCGGGCGGGCGACUUGGUCGCGGAGGCAGCGCGCGCGGGGAGCAUGGACGGUACGAGAGCGGCAAGUAUGGAUGCGACGGGGGCGAGGAGUAUGGACGGGGUGCGGGCGGGGAGUGUGGAGGGGUCGAGGGCGGGGAGCUUGGAUAAGGGCGCUUCAGAAACGACGCCGCUGCUCAGCGGGGGAGGGGACGCGGGGCACGAUGCGGGGGCGGAGAGCGGGGACGCGGGGAAGGAUAAGGGUAAGGGGACUCAACAUGCCUGGGGAGGCUGGUUCGGGCGGGGGAAGUAGGUGCUCCGCGCAAUUAACUUUUUUGCGCGAGAAGGGAGGAUUGAGUCGAGCAGGAGGGAGGAUUGAGUCGAGCAGGGGGCGGCCGUCCGAGCAGUAAGAUUCUACCUACCUACCUUACGAUUCCGCAUGCGAUAUUGACGGCUGGAUUUCUCAAGUGUACCUAGACCCGUAUUUAAUGACAUGGGCGUGUUUACCGGGAUCCUGGAAAGCCUGCUAUCCACAGAUCGUAGCAGCACAGAUCGAAGCCAACCUUGUCACGGUGCACAUGUGGCGUCUAGGAUGCUGCAGAUCUAGACCAUACG